This is a messenger RNA of Eimeria acervulina, 2139 nucleotides long. RefSeq lists its product as hypothetical. The transcript has 6 exons. The coding region runs from base 1 to 2139 and encodes 712 amino acids. Gene Ontology annotation, molecular function: protein binding. Lineage: Eukaryota; Apicomplexa; Conoidasida; Eucoccidiorida; Eimeriidae. The record is from RefSeq and is a predicted model, not a curated record.
AUGACAGUCACAACGGGGCCCCCAACAGGUGCUGCCGCCUCCUGCAACGAAACAGCAAUCACUAGUGAAGCAACACAACUACAGCAGCAGGUAACAGCUCAUUCAGCCCAGCAGAUAAACCCACAGGCCGUACAGGUGCUCCAGCAAGCAGACCCUGGGGGGGCCCCUGCAGCAGUUGCUGCUAAUACUGGUGCUGCUGCUGCUGCAGCAGCAGCAGAAGGAGCACACACAGGAGCAACACCUAGGCCAGAAGCGGCAACAGCCGCAACAGCAGCACCCGUAGCGCCAACAGCUGCCGCACUGCCUGCAACAGCAGUGGCAGUUGCUCCAACAGCAGCACCAGCAGCAGAAGCGGCAGCAGUACCCGCAACAGCUGCAGCAGUGCCCGGAGCAGAAGGAGUACCGGCAACAGCAGCAGCAACACCAGCAGCAGCAACAGCAGCAGCAGCAACACCAGCAACGACGGCAUCAUCCCUCCCAGCAGGAGCCGAGGUGCCGUCUGCCGGCCCCACAGGGGAGUCCCCAUCUGCGCCUCCAGCAGCAUCAACAGGAGUGACAACACCAGCAGCAGCAGCAGCAGCAUCACCAACAGCACCAGCAGCCUCUAUUGCUGGUGCUGCUGUACCUUCGGGAGCAGAAGCAGCAGCGCCAACGGCAGUCGCAGCUGCAGGCCCCGGUGCGCCUGCAACGCCUUCGUUAGCAGGGGCGGCGUCAACAUUAAAUUCUCCUGCUGCUGGAGGUUCAGGAGGGGCUGAGUCUGUUGCUUCUGUCUCUGCUCCUGUCUUAAAUGGCACAGUACACGGCUGUCACUGUGCAUGCGGCGAGUUGUAUCUAACAGAAGCCGAGCAUGCGGCUAUAGAGGCAUUCUUUGCUUCUGUUGGGGGUUCUUCUUCUGGGCCCUGGCGGCUGCUGGAAGUGCCGGAGGGGCCCUCUACAGGCUCUCGUAAGUCAAAGAAGGGUUCAGCAGCAAAACGCGUAGCGGGGGCCCCCCCCAGUGCCCUAGGGGGCCCCCAGGAGCGACAACGUCGGCAGUCUGUUGCAAGCUAUGGGGGCCCCCCUGCUGCAGCAGCGGUUGUAGCAGAGCUCCCAAAGACACGAUCAUCUCGCCUUCGUAGUGGAGGAUUGGGGGCCCCCCUUGGGGGCCCCCCACUUGGAGGGGCCCCCCCUGCUGCUGCAGAUGCUGAAGACUGGCCGCAAAGGAUGCAGCGUAUAUUGCUAGAGCUGUGCAGGCAGCCCGUGUGUCUGCCUUUCUUACCUCGUGUGUCUCCUAGCGAUGCUCAUUAUAAUGAGUUAGCGAGAAAGGUGUUCCCUGCUGUGCCUCUAAGCCUGGAGACAGUAUUGGAUAGGCUGGAGCAGGGAGGGUAUUACAGCCGUAGUUUAGAAGUUUUUAAUGAUAUUUAUUCUGUCUUUCUUUGUGCCUUUCGUUACUAUGAGCCCGGCCAUCAGUACUGGAUGAUGGCGCAUGAAGCAGCGCUUGCAUUCAGCGCUCUCACAGUAGGCGAGCCUUUGUGCAACGUAUUCGGGCCUCCCCCCAACAGCAGCAGCAGCAGCAGCAGCAGCAGCAGCAGCUUCCACGGGAAUGCUGCUAGCCAUGCAGACGACCACUGGGAAUUGUCUUCUUCUAGAAGUACAAACCACAGAAACGCAGCAAGAAAUGCAGCAAAAACAAAGACACCCAAAAACUAUGAUACACAACGAACCCGAUCUCGUGGGGGAGCGAAGGGCUUCGCACCAUCAGAGGGAGGUGGAGAUAUCCCGGUUUCAGUCGAAGAACGCCAAACAUUUCAGGAGCUCCUCUCGCAGCUUAGCAUGGAUGCGCACUUUCAGCUGUACAACACGUUUAAAGAUAGAGCCACUUGGGUUUCGUUCGAUACGGGUGAAGUUGAGCUCGAUGAUGGCGCCACAAUGCCCCACGUUUUCAGGGAAAUGGUACAGUGGUGUAAAGCACAAGUGUUGCAGAUGCAGAGCCAGGCAGGAAUGAAUACGCACGCUGCGCUUGCUGCUGCGGCCCCACAGCUGCAGCAAGUCCCUGCAGCAGACCCAUCUAAGGAAUUACAGCCUCCUGCAAAGCGAAUGAGGGCCUCAGAAGACAGCGCCUCCUCAGACUCUUCCGCGGAUUUAAGUGAUGACGAUUUCUGA